This is a messenger RNA of Phytomonas sp. EM1, 1260 nucleotides long. The record is from the annotation of a GenBank genome assembly. NCBI's taxonomy places the organism in Eukaryota, Euglenozoa, Kinetoplastea, Trypanosomatida, Trypanosomatidae.
UUUCUGAUUAAAAUAAAGGAAAACCAUGAGCGACGAUGCACUCGACUCGGAAGAGAUUCGCAUUCAUUCUCCUUCUCUAUCUAGUAAAAAUUCCAAUAAUGAGGAUUUAGGUGGGUCAUGUACGGAGCAGGGAGAGGAUCGGUCGGUAGAGUCUGCCAAGAACUCAGAUCACUCCUUCCGCAUGCGUCGCAAAUCAUGGGAUGAAGCGGAGAGGAAAGAGUGCUGGAGGCAAAAGCGCCUAGAAAGGCGGGCUAAGAAGAGCAUUGCGGCUGCUUCACGCAAAGCGGAACAAAACGCAGAGUGGGAGCGGUUGACAGAGGACGAAAAGAAUGACCGCCGUGCUUCAGCGAUAAAGUUGCAUGAAGAACGGCGGCGCGCCAAUGAACUCGUUAUGGAGGCCACCAAAAAGCGUCUUACCGAUCCCGAGCUGCCUGUAUUAGUGUUCGACCUCAGCUUCGCUUGGUGCAUGACUUUAUCCGACACCAAGAGCACGAUUUCGCAACUUAAGUUCAGUUAUAGCACGCUGCGCCGUGCUGGCUUCCCUUUUCGACCCGUUUUUACUUCCUUGAUAGGUAAAGAAAAACAGGAUGCUGAACACGAUUCCAGCGUGCAAGCAGAGUUGCUUCAGUCCUCUCUCAUUGAUUUUGAGGGCUUUAAUAGGUUUCCGCCCACCAUCACACUCGAGCAGCACUGGUCAGAGCUAUUCCACAAGGAAAGGAUCGUGUUCCUCACCGCUGACGCCGAUGAGAUUCUUGAAGACAUUCAACCAGGCCACGUAUACAUUGUUGGCGCCUUUGUUGAUCACAAUCGUUACAAGGCACUAAGCAAGACGUGUGCGCAAGCUCACGGGGUGCGGGUAGCUCGCCUUCCCAUCAAAGAGUCCAUUGAUCUACAAAACCGUUCUGUAGUGCUCACCAUAAACCACCUUGUCGAGGUGCUCACGUCAUAUAUGCAGCCGGAGAAGGGCUGCACACGCGACUGGGCUCGUGCCCUUAAUACGGUGUUGCCUGUUAGGCGUAUACAUCAGGAGGCAUUGGGUAGCCGCAAGAGGCGACGACAACAGCAAAAAAAUGAAAUAAUCUCUGAAGGGUAUUAAAGUCGUGCAGACCUCGAGGGAAACAGCUUUAAUCAAACUUCUUCACCAGUUUUCAUUUUUUCCUGCUCUCAACGGAUCAUUGAUACGUUCUUUUUGUUUCACUCUGUGUGUGCAUCUGGUAAUAGGGUCCUGAUGAUAUAAUAUCAUGAAUGCGACAAAAAAAA